Akanthomyces muscarius is the source of this 624-nucleotide messenger RNA. RefSeq lists its product as uncharacterized. Gene Ontology annotation, molecular function: hydrolase activity, hydrolyzing O-glycosyl compounds; glycosyltransferase activity. Gene Ontology annotation, biological process: fungal-type cell wall organization; carbohydrate metabolic process. Lineage: Eukaryota; Fungi; Ascomycota; Sordariomycetes; Hypocreales; Cordycipitaceae. The transcript has 3 exons. The record is from RefSeq and is a predicted model, not a curated record. Gene Ontology annotation, cellular component: fungal-type cell wall. Bases 1 to 624 code for a protein of 207 amino acids.
AUGCUGUCCAAGCCCUUCGUUGCCGCCUACGUGGCUUUGGCCACCGCGCUUCCUGCCUCUGCGCAGACCUCUACUGCCUGCAACCCGCUUGAUAAAUCCUGUCCCGCUGAUCCUGCUGUCGGCAAAAAGGGCAUCAGCUGCGACUUCACGCAGGGCGAAUGCUCCGCCUUUGAGGCUGAGGCCGGCAAGGCAGUCAUGUAUGAGUCCAACGGCGCCAUUUGCGCCAUGGCUGCCGUCCAUCAGGCCCCAACGCUCCGCUCCAAGGACGUCAUCAGCACCGUUGUGCUCCUCUCCGACGACCUCGACGAGAUUGACUGGGAGGCCAUCGGCUCCGAAAACAAGAUGAUCCAGUCCAAUGUCUUCUCCAAGGGUGAUCAGGCCUACCACAAGUUCGGCGGGUCUCCUCCUGUGGACGACAUUCGGAGCAAGGUCCACAAGUACACCGUCGACUGGACCCCCGACCGCAUCGAGUGGUCCGUGGACGGUACUGUCCAGCGCAUCCUCACUGCGAGCCAGGCAGUCGCUCGCUUCCCGAGCUCGCCUACCCAGGUUAAGCUCGGUGCCUGGAUCGCCGGCCACGACGGCAACGACCAGGACACUAUCACCUUACGUUGGUGUGCUUAG